CAGCUCUUCUCAUCUCAGCGAGUACUCAUUUCAUUAAGAACAUCCUGCAUUGACACUCGUGCGGAUACUAUCGACGUUUCAGUGAGUCCUCACAAACGCAGUCGAUUGGAACGGUCUCCAUGCGUGUCAUCGUCACAGGCGCCUCUGGUAUCCUCGGAUCCGCCGUAUACAAGGCAUACAAGGCCGCUGGAAACGAUGUUCUUGGUCUAGCCCACUCGCGUCCAACUGGAGAGCUGAAGAAGCUCGACCUGCUCGAUUCUGCGGAAGUGGAGCGGGCAUUCAUUGAGUUCAAGCCAGACUGGGUUAUCCAUUGUGCUGCAGAGCGCAGGCCGGAUGUCGCAGAGAAGGAUCCAGAGGGUGCCCAACAGCUUAACGUCAGCGUGCCCGAGCACCUAGCCAAGACCGCGAAGGCGCUCAAGUUCACGCUCGUCUACAUCUCCACGGACUACGUCUUCGACGGCACCUCCCCGCCGUACCCGCCCUCCGCGCGCACGAACCCGGUCAACCUCUAUGGGCGCACGAAACGCGACGGCGAACUCUCCGUGCUCGGCGUCGUCGGCGCGCGCGCGAUCGUCCUCCGCGUGCCCGUCCUCUACGGCCCCGCGCCGAACAACGCGGACACGGCUGUGAACAUCCUGCUCGACGUCGUGGCGGACCAGAGCGGGAAACAGUACAAGAUGGACCACUACGCGACACGCUACCCAACGUGUGUCGUGGACAUCGCUGAUUUCCUCCUCAGGCUAUCUGCGCUGCCUACGUCGAAGGCGAUCCCGCCGAUCCUGCACUACUCUUCCGGCGAGCCUUUCACCAAGUACGAGAUGUGCCUGAUCUUUUCUCGCCUGCUCGGUGUGCCUCACAGCCAUAUCAUUCCGGACGCCGAAGCUCCAAAGGGAGACGCAGCCACAACUCGCCCGCGAGACUGCCAGUUGUACACGCGCGAGACAGAGGACCUAACCGAGGGCUAUGGCGGGCUCGGCUGGACUCCGUUCGAGGAGUGGUGGCAGGAGUAUCUGAAGACCAAGCAGUAGAUUGAUCGUCAACAAGUCGGCGGCGGGCAGAAGCAAAAUUGGAAUGAAGUGUUUGUACAUGUAUGAUCCGGAGCGAUGGCUAUGAACAUGCUGCAUGAAAACACAA
Molecule: messenger RNA, 1134 nt
Organism: Rhodofomes roseus
Lineage: Eukaryota; Fungi; Basidiomycota; Agaricomycetes; Polyporales; Fomitopsidaceae
Exons: 7
Coding region: 120-1028 (302 amino acids)
Biological process (GO): S-adenosylmethionine biosynthetic process
Cellular component (GO): methionine adenosyltransferase complex
Molecular function (GO): methionine adenosyltransferase regulator activity
Source: RefSeq, a predicted model, not a curated record